Gaeumannomyces tritici R3-111a-1 is the source of this 438-nucleotide messenger RNA. RefSeq lists its product as hypothetical. The transcript is spliced from 2 exons. The record is from RefSeq and is a predicted model, not a curated record. Lineage: Eukaryota; Fungi; Ascomycota; Sordariomycetes; Magnaporthales; Magnaporthaceae. The coding region runs from base 1 to 438 and encodes 145 amino acids.
AUGCCGUCGUCCAGCAGCCGCAGAGAUGUGCAUCAAAUAACGACAACAGACAGGCACUAUCGAUGCAGACCUCGGCCGACUCGCUUCCAGGGCCCUGUUUACGGCCAGUAUUGGCUGCCACGCAGGCAGGCUGCCACAAAGCACGACGGAACACGCGACUCGCAGCCCUUGCGCAAGCCGCUGCGGGUGAGGCGCCUUCUGCCAGGGGAACUGGGCGCCAGAGCGGAAAGGGACGCGCCGCGAGGUGGCUCUAGCGCCGUUCUGUUCUUGUGCCAACACACGCUGAAACUCGUCCUGGACGACUCAGCUCUGGACCUCGACGAAGACCCUUGCGCGCCAGCAAGCCUCGGUCGCGAAAGUCAUGCCACACUAGGAGACCCUCGAGUGGGUGGCGCCGAUGGCUCGGGAGCGGGAGUCGAGUCGAGGCCGAGCGUCUGA